CCCUUUCUCCCCUUCUUUCUUUCAUUCAAAAGGAAAUCACAGAAACUCAGCCAAAAAACCCUAACACUGUAAGCCUACACCACCGCCGCAAGGAGUGGCAUACUGCCGCCGUCGGUCGCACUCAAAGUUCGCCGUCCGUCCAUCUAUCCAGCUUCCCUCGUGCUCCAAGUCUUCAACCCCUGUUCGCUGUCACCGAUCGCUGCUGCUUCCUCGAGCUCGGCGUCCGUCGUCUUUGUCUUCUCAGCCGCGCUUCCGCCGCCGUUUGUUUGCCGUCGUCUUUGUUCGCGUUCUUCGCCGUUCACGUUCGCUCGGCGUUCACCGUUCGGGUUCACUCGCCGUUCACCGUUCGAGUUCGCAUUCGCGUUCGUCUGGAAGCCACGUUGCUCUGCUUCAAACUCUGCGACCAACCCGGGCGCUCCACCUAGCCGUAGAACUGCUCUCUUUUGUCACCGUCGAAAUUCUUUGAGGUAUAUAAGAAUUAAGAAGGAAGACUAUUUCAACGUUGAGAGAAGAAAAUGGGAAGGAGGAUACUGAAUGAUGCUUUGAGGAGUAUGGUGAAUGCAGAGAGGAGAGGGAAAGCUUCUGUGGAGCUCAAGCCGAUCUCCACUGUCAUCUCCUCCUUUCUCCAAAUCAUGAAAACUCGAGGCUAUAUCAAGAACUUCGAAGUUUAUGAUCCGCAUAGAGUGGGCAGGAUAACAGUUGAAUUGCAAGGUAGGAUUAAUGAUUGCAAGGCACUUACAUAUCGACAAGACAUCAAGGCGAAGGAUAUUGAAGCCUACAGAAUUCGCACUCUCCCAACGCAUCAGUGGGGUUAUGUUGUGAUUACGACUCCUGAUGGUGUUUUGGAUCAUGAAGAGGCCAUUAGAAGGAAUGUGGGUGGACAGGUUCUUGGUUAUUUUCACUAGAAGUGGGUACCAUCUCAUUUUGGCCUACUAUUGGAGGAAUUGAAAUGAAUUGGAUGGCUGAAUGUUGUAUUCAACAUGAGGUUUUAUUGUCCUUUCUGUGAUGGAUUUAAUGCCCUGUGGAAAAUGAUUCCUUUUUGUUUUCAUUUAAUUUUAUGUUAAUAAUAAACUAGAAAAGUGUUCCCGUAGUUUUUUAAUCUGCUUCAAAUCCAGAGUUGCAACUAUGUAGUCCCAACUUUUCACACUGGGUUUUGUAUUUUUGGUUUCCCCAAAGGAUUGCAGUUUUGGACGA
Molecule: messenger RNA, 1194 nt
Organism: Arachis ipaensis
Lineage: Eukaryota; Viridiplantae; Streptophyta; Magnoliopsida; Fabales; Fabaceae
Product: small ribosomal subunit protein uS8my
Biological process (GO): translation
Cellular component (GO): ribosome
Molecular function (GO): structural constituent of ribosome
Source: RefSeq, a predicted model, not a curated record